AUGGGUCUCGGUUCGACCAUGCUUGGGCGUCGCCACGUUCAGCCUUCUGUCUGCAGUACACUUCACGAAAUCCAGGUAGAAGGCACCUUCCCCUCAGGUACCUACCUUGUUACGGUCCAUAACCCCAUCGCCACGGAUGACGGGAAUCUCGCCCGCGCCCUGUAUGGCUAUGUACCGCGCAUGCCUCUAACGAUGAUUUCCCUCUACCGGAGCCUGCCGAGUUCGAGCCGACGGGGCAGUGUGGCUCUUGUUGCUGUCAGGACGGUCAAGGCCCCCCUCAACGCCAACCGCAGCACCUUCAGCUGCGGCCCCCGGCAAAGGUGA
Messenger RNA from Verticillium alfalfae VaMs.102, 324 nucleotides. RefSeq names its product urease. The transcript has a single exon. NCBI's taxonomy places the organism in Eukaryota, Fungi, Ascomycota, Sordariomycetes, Glomerellales, Plectosphaerellaceae. The coding region runs from base 1 to 324 and encodes 107 amino acids. Gene Ontology annotation, biological process: urea catabolic process. The record is from RefSeq and is a predicted model, not a curated record. Gene Ontology annotation, molecular function: nickel cation binding.